This is a messenger RNA of Saimiri boliviensis boliviensis (Bolivian squirrel monkey), 1861 nucleotides long. It is a transcript of the gene EMB, whose product is annotated as embigin. Gene Ontology annotation, biological process: axon guidance; homophilic cell-cell adhesion; dendrite self-avoidance. The record is from RefSeq and is a predicted model, not a curated record. Gene Ontology annotation, molecular function: cell-cell adhesion mediator activity. NCBI's taxonomy places the organism in Eukaryota, Metazoa, Chordata, Mammalia, Primates, Cebidae. Gene Ontology annotation, cellular component: plasma membrane; axon.
ACAUCCGGGCCCGCCAGCAGCCGGCUAAGGGCUGCAUAAUUGAUGGAGGGCCGGGCGCCGAGAGACCGUCUCCGGGGAGUAGUGCAAGACGGCCGGGCCCCUCCCAUUCCGCCUUUUCUCCAGCGUCCCGUCCGCGGCACUGGCAGCGGGCUCCGGGCCACCGGCGAGUGUGCGCAGGGUCUCCCGGCACCUGCGAGCCGAGGGAGCUCUCCACCUGGGCCGAGGCGGACCCCCGGCGCCAUGCGCGCCCUGUCCGGCCUGCUGGGGGCCAGGGCGCCUACGCCCCGGCUGCUCCUCCUCCUCCAGUGCCUUCUCGCUACCGCGCGCCCAGGCUCGGCCGACGACAGUGCCCCAGAUUCACCUUUUACAAGUCCACCUGUCAGAGAAGAAAUGUUGGAAAAAUAUUCUAACUUUUCCUUGGAGAAUCAUAACAUAUCAUUGACUGAACAUUCUAGUAUGCCAGUAGAAAAAAACAUCACUUUAGAAAGGGCUUCUAACAUAAAACUCACAUGCCAGUUCACAACAUCUGGGGAUCUGAAUGCAGUAAAUGUGACUUGGAAAAAAGACGAUGAGCUACUUGAAAAUAAUUAUCUUGUCAAUGCAACAGGAAGCACCCUAUAUACCCAGUACAGGUUUACCAUCAUGAAUAGCAAACAAAUGGGAAGUUAUUCUUGUUUCUUUCAAGAGGAAAAGGAACAAAAGGGAACAUUUAAUUUCAAAGUCCCUGAACUUCAUGGGAAAAACAAGCCAUUGAUCUCUUAUGUGGGGGAUUCUACUGUCUUGACAUGUAAAUGUCAAAAUUGUGUUCCUUUAAAUUGGACCUGGUACCAUAGUAAUGGGAGUGUACAGGUUCCUGUUGGUGUUCAAAUGAAUAAGUAUGUGAUCAAUGAAACAUAUGCUAACGAAACAAAGCUGAAGAUAAAACAACUGUUGGAGGAAGAUGGGGGCUCUUACUGGUGCCGUGCACUCUUCCAAUUAGGCGAGAGUGAAGGACACAUUGAGCUUGUGGUGCUGAGCUAUUUGGUGCCCCUCAAACCAUUUUUUGCAAUAGUGGCUGAGGUGGUUCUUUUAGUGGCCAUCAUUCUGCUUUGUGAAAAGUACACACAAAAGAACAAGAAGCACUCAGAUGAGGGGAGAGAAUUUGAGCAGAUUGAACAGCUGAAAUCAGAUGAUAGCAAUGGUAUAGAAAAUAAUGUUCCCAGGCUCAGAAAAAAUGAAUCUACGGGCCAGUGAAUGCAAAACAUCAUGUCAAGAAUCAUAGGACGAUAAACAGAGUUCAGAUUUUAGCUUUGUUUAUCCUUCCUGUUACAAACCUCUGAGUUUUUAGUUUUAAAAGGAUGAAAAGCUUAUGCAACAUGCUCAGCAGGAGCUUCAUCAAUAAUAUAUGCUAUCUCAGUUCUAAAGGUAUAUUUUCAUUUUGUAAUUAUAUUACAUAAAAGCAAUGCAAAUCGGAAAAAAUAUAUUAGACCAGAAUAAAAUUAAUUAUAUUCUGAUCUUCAAAGGACACACAGAACAUAUAUCAGCAAAGUCACUCAGUACUUCAUAGAACAGAAAUCACUCAAAACCUAUUUAUUACCAAAGAAUUCAUGAAAAAGAAAGCCUUUGCCAUUUGCGUUAGAAAGUUAUUUUUUUAAAUCAUGCUUAUUAUAGACGUUAUGUGUAACAAUUUUCAUGUAAAGAUCAUCUCGUGAUAGUGAAAAAGUAUGGCUCUGCCAAGCUGAAAUGAAUACUUUCUGCAUUUGCUAGUGGUAGUUAUUCUGCAAUCUCCACAAGAAAAACAUACCUUUUAGCUGGAAAUAUUGACUUAAGGCAAAUAAGUAAAACUGUGUGCUUGCCCUAAAGCUCUGUCACUAAAAAAGCA